Molecule: messenger RNA, 885 nt
Organism: Staurois parvus
Lineage: Eukaryota; Metazoa; Chordata; Amphibia; Anura; Ranidae
Source: the annotation of a GenBank genome assembly
UCCGAUGUGAAGUUACGAGGGAGAUCUAAGCGGAAUAAUGACCCCUCGCCAUCAAUGGACAAUGAGAUUGAGCGUGUAUUUGUGUGGGAUUUAGACGAGACAAUAAUUAUCUUUCACUCGUUACUCACCGGAACAUUCGCCACCCGCUACGGGAAGGACACAACCACAGCAGUACGGAUUGGUCUUAUGAUGGAAGAAAUGAUCUUCAACCUUGCUGACACUCACCUCUUCUUCAAUGACCUAGAGGAGUGUGACCAGAUCCACAUAGACGACGUCUCCUCGGACGACAACGGGCAAGACUUGAGCACAUACAACUUUUCUGGUGAUGGAUUCCACAGCUCGGCGGCCGGGGCCAAUCUCUGCCUGGGGUCCGGCGUCCAUGGGGGAGUGGACUGGAUGAGGAAGUUGGCGUUUCGCUACAGAAGAGUGAAAGAACUGUACGGCACCUACAAAAACAAUGUAGGAGGUCUAAUAGGUGCCCCCAAGAGGGAGACGUGGCUCCAGCUGCGGGCAGAGAUGGAGGCCCUGACAGACCUAUGGCUGACGCAUGCAUUGAAAGCCCUGAAUCUCAUCCAUUCCAGACCAAACUGUGUGAACGUGUUGGUCACAACGACCCAGCUUGUGCCGGCCAUCGCCAAAGUCCUGCUGUACGGCUUGGGGACCGUCUUCCCCAUAGAAAAUAUUUAUAGCGCCACCAAGACAGGGAAGGAGUGCUGCUUCGAGAGAAUAAUGCAAAGGUUUGGAAGAAAAGCAGUUUACGUUGUAAUCGGAGAUGGCGUAGAAGAGGAACAGGCAGCAAAAAAGCACAACAUGCCGUUCUGGCGGAUCUCUUGCCAUGCUGACUUGGAGGCCUUAAGGCACGCCCUCGAGCUGGAGUACUUGUAG